Molecule: messenger RNA, 1083 nt
Organism: Eurypyga helias (sunbittern)
Lineage: Eukaryota; Metazoa; Chordata; Aves; Eurypygiformes; Eurypygidae
Product: peroxisomal targeting signal 1 receptor-like
Exons: 5
Biological process (GO): protein import into peroxisome matrix, docking
Cellular component (GO): cytosol; peroxisomal membrane
Molecular function (GO): protein binding
Source: RefSeq, a predicted model, not a curated record
AUGUGAAGAAGUCUGACUUUGUGCAUCUUUGUCUUCUCCAGGCCUGGCAGUACCUGGGAACCACUCAAGCAGAGAAUGAACAGGAGCUUUUGGCCAUCAGUGCCCUCAGACAGUGCUUGGAAUUGCAGCCUGGGAACCUCACGGCACUUAUGGCAUUAGCGGUCAGCUUCACCAACGAGUCCUUGCAGAAGCAAGCAUGUGAGACCCUGCGGGACUGGCUACGCCAUAAACCGGACUAUACCCACCUGCUGGAGAAGGAACCGGAGGAGACUGUCUCUGGGACAAACCUGGGAUCUUCCAAGCGUGUCUUAAGUUCCCUACUGUCUGACUCGCUGUUCGUGGAGGUGAAAGAGCUGUUCUUAGCAGCUGUGCGCAGCAACCCCUCGACCGUGGAUCCUGAUGUUCAGUGUGGCCUGGGCGUCCUUUUCAACCUUAGUGGCGAGUACGAGAAGGCUGUGGAUUGCUUCAGUGCCGCGCUCAGCGUGCGCCCCAACGACCAUCUUCUAUGGAACAAGCUUGGUGCCACCCUGGCCAAUGGGAAUCGGAGUGAGGAAGCUGUGGCCGCGUAUCGUCGGGCGCUGGAGCUCCAGCCGGGAUACAUCCGCUCUCGCUACAACUUGGGCAUCAGUUGCAUCAACCUCGGCGCCCACCGUGAGGCCGUGGAGCACUUCUUAGAGGCUUUGCACAUGCAGCAGAAGAGCCGAGGUCCGCGGGGGCAGCACGGCGCCAUGUCUGACAACAUCUGGAGCACCCUCCGUAUGGCCCUCUCCAUGCUGGGCCAGAGCGACCUGUAUGGGGCAGCCGAUGCCCGUGACCUUCCCACGCUGCUUCAGGCGUUUGGCCUCCCGCAGUGACUCUGGGAUGGGCUCCCCUGCGAGUGCAGGCUUGGCCCAGCCCAGCAGUGACCUUCCUUGGGAGACGAUGUUCACGAGGGUUCGCGUGUACCUUUGCUGUCGUAGGGCGGAUCAGUGACAGCUGUGUUUUCAAGGACCUCCCGCUGAAGCGUGCAGCUCCCCCUGACCUGUCUCUAGUGGCCUGAGCAUCUCUGAGCGGCUGACGUUACCGCCUCCAUGACUGACUGAC